Wallemia ichthyophaga EXF-994 is the source of this 660-nucleotide messenger RNA. Its product is annotated as Polyadenylate-binding protein 2. The record is from RefSeq and is a predicted model, not a curated record. The coding region runs from base 1 to 660 and encodes 219 amino acids. The transcript is spliced from 4 exons. NCBI's taxonomy places the organism in Eukaryota, Fungi, Basidiomycota, Wallemiomycetes, Wallemiales, Wallemiaceae. Gene Ontology annotation, molecular function: RNA binding.
AUGGGGGACAGCAACGAAUUCAACAACGAGUACAACAAUCCAACGAAUGAGGAGCCAACGUUUGAGGAGGACGACGAGGACAAGGAAAUUGCAGUGAUGAAAGAACGGGUGAAGCAAAUGGAGGAGGAAGCAGCCAGGCUGCGUGAAGUGCAAGAGUCUAAUGAAAACGGAGAGCAGCAGCAGCAGCAGCAGACGGCGCAGAACACCCAGGAAUCACAACAAGACCCACAACAGAGCGAAGACGCCGGCGCUGGUGAGCAGCAGCAGGAUCCUUUCGGAGCCGGUGACGAGGAUAUGCAGGAGUCGGCUGAGGAUGUCGACGGCAGGUCUGUCUAUGUUGGAAAUGUUGAUUACAGCGCUACACCGGAAGAUUUACAAAAACACUUUGCAGCGUGUGGCACUAUCAACCGCGUCACCAUCCUCUGCGAUAAGUUCAGCGGUCAUCCUAAAGGUUACGCGUAUAUUGAAUUCGCUGAGCCGGCCUUGGUGGAAAAUGCUAGUGCGCUUAAUGAGAGUUUGUUCAAGGGCAGACUGAUCAAGGUUGUCGCAAAAAGGAAGAACGUCCCCGCUUUCGCACUCAAGCGUGGCAGAGGCAGAGGUAGAGGCAGAGGUUUCCGCGGUAGAGUGUUCAGAGGCAGAGGUAGAGGAUCCUUCUAUUAG